GAUUGGCUGUUUUAUUCAAUCGAAUAGAGAUAUUGGGGUUUACCGAGAGUGGAUGUUGACAUAACUGCAUUUUCCGCCCUAACCCAGCCCAUGGGAGGGGGAAACUCCGAUGUUGCCGACAGCGGCAAACGUUUCCAGGUUCAGUGUUUACCCAUCAUCUGUAAAGUCCAUCGCAGCUAAUGUCCGUGUACAACCAUCGCCCUGUGGUUCCUCCUGCUCCGAGUCGCAUUGCUGAGCUGUUGGAUGCCAUCAAAGGCGAAUUUGAUCAACUGACACAAGACGCAAUCGCUUGUCGAUCGCAGAGGGACGAAUAUGAACACAAAAUGAACAGCCAGAUUCAAGAAAUGAAUGCUUUUCAAGCAAGCUUGUACGAAUUAGAGCGAACUCAACAGAACGUGAAGAAGCAAUAUGAAGAAGAAAUUAGUCGCCUUCGUCAACAACUGGACCAAGCUCGAGCUGGCCACCCUCCUUUGUCAUCUGGAUCAGUUCCUCCCGCACAACAGUCGCAUCCUUCUCAACAGCACUCACAACCCGCGCCUCCCAACAUUGGGCCCGCUUCUAAUCUAUUUGGCGGCAUUAUGAACUCCCAGGGCAAUACUCAAGGUCCUCCAGGACUCGUCGCUCCUCCUCAAAUGGUGGAUCCUAAUCAGCAACAAGGCGGUCAGCAACAUAUGGGCUAUCCUAACUCUCCUCAACCACCUUCUUCCUAUCCCAAUGGCCCAUCUCCACAAAACGGUCCCCCUCCUCAGCAACAAGGAUCGCAGCCAUUGAUGCCAGUGGGUCGUCCAAUCAGCGGAGCCAGUAAGAUGUCUGGUGGUCCAACUGGAGGAAAUGCCACUCCCAAUGGGCCUAGUCCCAUGGUUGAUGUUGAUCCCGAAAGUGUUCCUUCUAGCCUGAAGAAUGAAGGCUCCGACUGGAUUGCACUUUUCAAUCCCAAGGCUCAAAGACUCCUCAAGGUUGACCUUGUUCAUAAUUUCGAACACCCUAGUGUUGUCUGCUGUGUCAAAUUCAGCAUGGAUGGCCGAUACUUUGCUGCAGGUUGCAACCGGGCAACGUAUAUCUAUGACGUUGCUACGUCUCAACGGGUCUGUGUGCUACAGGAUGAUAAUGUUGGGAAAGAAAACGAUGAUUUGUAUAUUCGCUCGGUAUGCUUUAGUCCGGAUGGUAAAUUUAUCGCCACAGGUGCUGAGGACAAACAGAUUAGGAUUUGGGAUAUUAGCAAAAGACGUAUCCGCCACUGUUUGACUGGCCACGAACAAGAUAUCUACUCAUUGGAUUUCAGCCGUGAUGGUCGUAUCAUUGUUUCUGGAUCUGGAGAUCGUACUGCCAGAAUUUGGGAUAUGGCUGAAGGAGUCUGCCUUCAUGUUUUGCGCGUAAAUGACAUUGAUCAAAAGGACCCUGGCGUUACAUCGGUCGCCAUCUCUCCUGAUGGUCGUCUCGUGGCUGCAGGCAGUCUGGACAAAAUGGUGCGUGUUUGGGAUACUCAAACAGGACAAAUGUUGGAACGCUUCGAAGGCCACAAGGACAGUGUCUACUCUGUUGCUUUCAUGGCGGAUGGAAAGAGCGUUGUUAGUGGUAGUUUGGACAAGACCUUGAGAUUGUGGCAGUUGAACACGGAUUCCCGAGGUUACGGUAAUGAGAGAGGCAAGGGCCCAUGCAAGCAAAUCUUUACUGGCCACAAGGACUUUGUGUUGUCUGUCGCCACGACUCCUGAUGGCAACUGGGUUGUUUCAGGGUCUAAAGACCGUCGUGUCCAAUUCUGGGAUCCCCGCACCGGUCAAGUCCAGUUCAUGCUUCAGGGUCAUAAGAAUUCUGUCAUCUCUGUCACAACUAGUCCAUCGGGUAGACCACUAUUUGCUAGUGGAUCAGGAGAUAACCUUGCUAGAAUUUGGAGUUAUGAACCAAUCUAAAGGUUUUUCUUUUAUACUCAUAUUUCUCUGUUUCUAUCUUCAUACAAUUUAUCUUUUGUCAAAUGACCUUCAAACCUUUCUAUGAUUUUUCCCAAAGCUUUUCAUUCCCCGUCCCCCAAUUUGAUGUAAAAAUUAAAAUAUCUCAAAUUUUCCAAUUUUGUGCCUGC
Messenger RNA from Umbelopsis ramanniana AG, 2077 nucleotides. RefSeq lists its product as uncharacterized. The transcript is spliced from 10 exons. Lineage: Eukaryota; Fungi; Mucoromycota; Umbelopsidomycetes; Umbelopsidales; Umbelopsidaceae. Gene Ontology annotation, molecular function: protein binding. The record is from RefSeq and is a predicted model, not a curated record. Bases 180 to 1910 code for a protein of 576 amino acids.